CGUCUCCUGACCAGUAGGAGGCGCCCAAACACACUCGUCUGUGUUUAUCACGCUUUACAUGUUAAAGAUGGCCGAGGUUGAUAAUGAUGGGGAGCAGAAAACAACAGACAAAGAUGACUUGCAAGUGUUAAAGGAGCUGGUAGAUGAUCUUUACUCCUUUAGGGACCGUUACUUUGAGACGCACAGUGUUGAAGAUGCUGGUAGGAAACAGAAUGAUGUUGCUCAAGAGAUGGCAAAGACAUUUAUGAGACUGGAAGAAAAAGAAGACUUGUACAAACACAGCGCCCAGUUCCUGCUGCAACGGGGUCGGUGUCUGAACGUCGCUUCGGGGUUCAGUCAGACUGCAGAGGAGUGUCUGUCCCGGGCUGUUAAACUGGAACCAGGUUUGGUUGAGGGCUGGAACACACUGGGAGAGCAGUACUGGAAAAAAGGAGACCUGACAGCGGCCAAGACCUGCUUCACAGGUGCACUACAGCAGAGUAAGAAUAAAGUGUCUCUGAGAAGCCUGUCUAUGGUGCUGCGACAGCUGCCACCGGAAGAAGACGCACAGCAGCAGAGCAAACGCAUUCUGGAGAGCGUGGAGCUGGCCAGGCAGGCCGUGCAACUCGAUGUCACUGAUGGGACUUCGUGGUAUAUUUUAGGAAACGCGUACAUCUCCAUGUUUUUUACCCGUGGACAAAACCCACAGCUCUCUCAACAAGCCCUCAGUGCCUAUGCACAGGCUGAGAAAAUCGACAAAGCAUCCUCAAUGAAUCCUGACCUCCACUUCAACAGAGCUACGUUGUUCCAGUAUGAGGAGAUGUACAGUUCAGCUCUGGAUGGAUACAGCCGUGCUGCAGCUCUGGAUCCUGGCUGGGAAGACACUCGGGAGAGAGAAAAACAGCUGCUGAAUUACCUAGACCAGGUUACAACGUUAUUAGAGAAUAAGGGAAAAGUAAAAGCGCGGCGUCUUCGUAACAUGCUCUCCUCACUCAGUACCUCCGCUUUGGGCCCAUGCUCCUCCCCUCAAUUCCGGUCUCCCUCGGGCCACGUGGGGAGCCUUGAACCCCGCAGCUUAUCCUCUCUCACUCACGGCCAUAACGGUGGGGUGGCAGCGCUAGGAAAAGUGGUCUUCAGCCUGGCCUCGGAGGGCCGUAUGGCCUUCACAUUUGGGAUGGUGGACAGUGAUGAGACCUGUUGUGUAGUCAUGGUGUAUAAUACAGCAGACAGCUGGGGUGUUUUAAUAGGGGAUACUGUAGUCAUUCCUGAACCACAGGUUAAACGGCACAGUGUAACACAUAAAGAUAAGUCAUAUGACUUCCGAAGUAUACGUGUGGACUCUCCCUUGCUCCUUAUAGUCAAUGGGAAAAGACAGGUGACGAAAAGCCAAAGUGCAGCCUUUGUUACUUACAAACCACAAAGUGAAUGAAACCCAGAGAGAGGACAUACAGUGAGAACAUUGAGAUCAAUGAGGAUAGUGUUUUUCCAUUUUGUAUAUAUUUUGUUCUGUUCCUGUUUGUGAGGACAGAAAAACUCUUUGUACAUGUUUUUUCCAAAUAAUUUCCCUUUUUUAAUUUUC
Molecule: messenger RNA, 1558 nt
Organism: Onychostoma macrolepis
Lineage: Eukaryota; Metazoa; Chordata; Actinopteri; Cypriniformes; Cyprinidae
Gene: ttc5
Product: tetratricopeptide repeat domain 5
Exons: 10
Coding region: 59-1408 (449 amino acids)
Molecular function (GO): protein binding
Source: RefSeq, a predicted model, not a curated record